UUCUCCUGUCAUCCUCAUCCCCACGUUACCGCCAGCCCUAGGACGUAGAUUAAAGAGACUGUAAUCGAGCGGAACUCUCUUCACUCGCUGCGUUUGGCUUCACUCCGGCUCUCCUCCUUAGCCCCGCCUCGCCCCUCCGCUGACCAAUCGCGGCCCCAAUGCACUUGUAUUGGUGACGUCACCCCACAGCCAAUCUGGAGGCGGGCUGGAGCUGUAUGCGCACUUCGCGCCGCAGAGGCCGGGUUCUUUUCUUCCUAACCUGAGCGAGAGCAAAGCCAGGAGGAGAAAGAGGGGUCUUGGUUCCCAGGCACUUUCUAGGCUAUCCCAUCACUUCCCUUCUCCCUCUGCGCUGGAUUGACCUCUCUCCAGUUAAUUCACGGUUAUUCCCCAGUCCCCGUUUUACAGAUGAGGAAACUGGGGCUGGGAGUAUCAAAGAAACUUGCCCAGCCUCUCGGUUUCGAUGAGCAAGUCCUUCUGACUUUCAGUCACUACUUGGGCGGGGGCUUCCCUCCCUGUUGAGCGGAUCUCUGGGUAAGGAUCCCCGGAUCCCUAGCUUUAGCGAGCCCCUCUCCUGCAGUUCCUAGUUCUCUUCCGGUCUUGCUUCCAUACUUUCAGGCUGCGCUACAUGGUGAAGCAGUUGGAGAAUGGGGAGGUAAACAUUGAGGAGCUGAAGCAAAACCUGGAGUACACAGCUUCCCUGCUGGAGGCCGUCUACAUAAAUGAGACGCGGCAAAUCUUGGACACGGAGGAUGAGCUGCAGGAGCUGCGGUCUGACGCGGUGCCUUCGGAGGUGCGGGACUGGCUGGCCUCCACCUUCACCCAGCAGGCCCGGGCCAAAGGCCGCCGAGCAGAGGAGAAGCCCAAGUUCCGGAGCAUCGUGCACGCGGUGCAGGCUGGGAUCUUCGUGGAACGGAUGUUCCGGAGAACGUACACCUCUGUGGGCCCCACCUAUUCCACUGUGGUCCUCAACUGUCUCAAGAACCUGGAUCUCUGGUGCUUUGAUGUCUUCUCCUUGAACCGGGCAUCUGAUGACCACGCACUGAGGACCAUUGUUUUUCAGUUGCUGACUCGGCACAACCUCAUCAGCCGCUUUAAGAUUCCCACUGUGUUUUUGAUGACUUUCCUGGAUGCCUUGGAGACAGGUUAUGGGAAGUACAAGAACCCUUACCAUAACCAGAUCCAUGCAGCUGAUGUUACACAGACGGUCCAUUGCUUCUUGCUCCGCACAGGGAUGGUGCACUGCCUGUCGGAGAUCGAGGUCCUGGCCAUCAUCUUUGCUGCAGCCAUCCACGACUAUGAGCACACUGGCACUACCAACAGCUUCCACAUCCAGACCAAGUCAGAAUGCGCCAUCCUGUACAAUGAUCGCUCAGUGCUGGAGAAUCACCACAUCAGCUCUGUUUUCCGAAUAAUGCAGGACGACGAGAUGAACAUUUUCAUCAACCUCACCAAGGAUGAGUUUGUAGAGCUGCGGGCCCUGGUCAUCGAGAUGGUGUUGGCCACAGACAUGUCCUGCCAUUUCCAGCAAUUGAAGUCCAUGAAGACGGCCUUGCAGCAGCUGGAAAGGAUUGAUAAGCCCAAGGCCCUGUCUCUACUGCUCCAUGCUGCUGACAUCAGCCACCCAACCAAGCAGUGGUCGGUUCACAGCCGCUGGACCAAGGCCCUCAUGGAGGAAUUCUUCCGCCAGGGUGACAAAGAGGCAGAGCUGGGCCUGCCCUUUUCUCCGCUCUGUGACCGCACUUCCACUCUCGUGGCACAGUCCCAGAUCGGUUUCAUUGACUUCAUCGUGGAACCCACGUUCUCUGUGCUGACUGAUGUGGCCGAGAAGAGUGUCCAGCCCAUGGGGGAGGAAGACUCCAAGUCUAAAACCCAGCCCAGCUUCCAGUGGCGCCAGCCUUCUCUGGAUGUGGAAGUGGGAGACCCCAACCCCGACGUGGUCAGCUUCCGCUCUACCUGGAUCAAAUACAUUCAGGAGAACAAGCAGAAAUGGAAGGAACGGGCGGCAAGCGGCGUCACCAACCAGAUGUCCAUUGACGAGCUGUCCCCCUGUGAGGAAGAGGCGCCAGCCUCCCCCGCCGAAGAUGAACACAACCAGAACGGGAAUCUGGACUAGCCUGGGGCUGGCCCAGGUCCUCACCGAGUCCAAAGUGUUCGAUGUCGUCAGCACCACCCAUCGGGACUGGCUCCCCCAUCUGCUCCAAGGGAGCAUGGACAUCAAGGAACAGACACCCCACCCGGAGGACAGAUGCCAGAGAUUGCGGGAUUGGGGAAAGGGCCUGUCCCCGCCCGACACCCAUUGGGGCGCACUUUAAUCUCCCGGCGGCAAGACUGGGGAACUUCAGGCUCCCAGUGGUCACUGUGUCCAUCCCCCCCCGCCUCUGGACUCUCCCUAUGGCCAGAUGGUCGGCUGGAGGGGAGCUUCCUGGAGGCUUCCCAGGGCCUGCGGGGGAGGGUUGGAGAUGCCAGCCCCCUGGGUCCUCCCGCAUCCUUUUUGCCUCCAAGUUUCUAAGCAAUACAUUUUGGGGGUUUCCUCAGCCCCCACCCCAGACCUUAGCUGGCAGGUCUGGGUCCCCCUUUUCCUCCCCUGGGAAGGGCUGGAAUAGGAUAGGAAGCUGGGGGUUUUCAGAGCCCUAUGUGAGGGUAGGGGAGUGGGCUCCUUCAGGGCAUGGUACCUUUCUAGGGCCUGGGAAUGGGGGGCAUCCUCUUUACCCCAGACCUGCACUGCUUCAGUCCCAUCCCCAGCCCAGACCCUGCAAUCUUCCCUCUCUCCCAUUCUGAAAUGGUGACUGGGGGAAGAGGAGCCAUUGCCACCAGGGGCCGAGAGGAGGCCUUUCCUGGGGUGGCCAAGGACUCGGGACUGGUCUAGGCCCCUGGGGCUUGUCAUCUGCCCUGGCUGAGUCCUGAACCCUUUGCCUCCUUCCUCUCCCCUGGGGCUGGGAGGCUCCCAUCCGACCAAUGUCUGUACAGUGCUUUGAAGUCUCCCCAGCAAAGCACCUUCAGGAUACAUCCUACGGGCACAGGAGGGGAGAGCUGGGUUGGGGUCAAGGGCGCAUGGGGAGGGUGAGGUGUAACCCAGUAAUCCUGUGUUGCUGACAGAGAGGGUCCCUCCCCCUCCUAGCCCCGGCCCAAGAGGCCCCUCCCCAGGACAAGUGGGGAGUGGCGGGUGGAAGGCAGACGGGCAGGACUGCUGCUCUCAUGUCCUCUGGAGAGAGCCCAGCCAGGCCCCUGCCCCUUCCUCUCCUCAGGCUCCUCUCACCCGGCUUUGUCCCAGGAAGGGCCCAAGUCCAGGUGACUGCCCUCCUCCUUUCUUGUACCAACCAUGCAUUUGUACAGUGGGCCCUGUUCCUGUGAAGUCAUAUCCAUGGUCUCUUAGACCUGCCACCUGCCACUUGUCCCUCCUACCCCACCCUGAGUGGGGCAGAGACGCAUGAGACUCACCCCCACCCUUGGUCUCCCAGAAUCCUGCUAUAGCCAGAGAUCAAUAAAGAAGGGAGACCUGGC
This is a messenger RNA of Orcinus orca (killer whale), 3501 nucleotides long. RefSeq names its product phosphodiesterase 1B (gene PDE1B). Gene Ontology annotation, biological process: signal transduction. Bases 626 to 2113 code for a protein of 495 amino acids. The transcript is spliced from 15 exons. The record is from RefSeq and is a predicted model, not a curated record. Gene Ontology annotation, molecular function: 3',5'-cyclic-nucleotide phosphodiesterase activity. Lineage: Eukaryota; Metazoa; Chordata; Mammalia; Artiodactyla; Delphinidae.